This is a messenger RNA of Mirounga angustirostris (Northern elephant seal), 5843 nucleotides long. RefSeq names its product zinc finger protein 300-like. Lineage: Eukaryota; Metazoa; Chordata; Mammalia; Carnivora; Phocidae. The transcript is spliced from 9 exons. Bases 849 to 2429 code for a protein of 526 amino acids. The record is from RefSeq and is a predicted model, not a curated record. Gene Ontology annotation, biological process: regulation of DNA-templated transcription.
CUGUGUCUGGAGGUCUCCGAGAGCGGUCUGCGCACUUCCGGACCCCAGGCUGGACUCGCGGUGGUCGGCAGCGCGGACCUGGCCGGUUCUGUGGCCCCCGCGGCAUCUAGGACUGGCAAUGCCCUCCGCCCGAGCGGUAGAGAGGGCACGUGUGGCACAGCCGCGGCUGCGGAGCUGGCGGACUCUGGGAGGGGUGCUGUGCUCGGGGGGUCCGGUGGGCGGCUCCGUCUGACGUCUGCUGGGGAGGGUCGGGGUUCCUGUCUGGUUUGGGGCGGGAGCCGUGGGCAGGCUGGUCUCACUGCUUUUCUGUCGUCCUGCAGCCGAGCCUCGUCGGAGCCCACGGUCCGCAGGGGGCUUAGCGCGCUGGACCAGUGACAGCCUUGGCCCCGGUCCCUGAACUCCCCUGGCGCGGCGCGGCCUCCUGGGGCCGAGGAGGGACUGCUGAGGAAGAGCCCCCCCUCCCGUCCGACCCUCCGUCACUCCUUCGGACCCCACAUCGCAGCCAAGCCAACGGUGUUCUUAGUGUCUUGGCAAAGUCUUAGAACCAGCCUGGGACAAGGUGGCUCGGCCUGCAUAUUCCAGCUCCUUUCUACCCCCAGACCGCCUGGAAGCAGGAGCUGAGCCUCCAGCCCAUGACGAAAGAAAAUGCGCGUGAGAGAGGUGUUCAGAGCCACCCAGCUUACUAGAGGCCAAGCCAGCACUAGCACCCAGGGCUCCCGUCCGCCAGGCGGGGGCUUCCUCCCGUGCGCCUCAGGUCAUCGCUAAAACCCGUCCCUUCCCACCUUCCACCCCUUCAGACCCUCCCACGGAUUUCCUCUCCUCCAGGGGAAGGACUCUGAUAGGCGGUCAUGAAGAGAAAACCCAUGUCUCUGCAGACUUCUUGGACCCAACUCCCGUGUGUCUCUGUCCUGAGUAGGAACAUACCUAAGACCAACCUCGUGUGUGUUCAGGAGAGAGAUAGGUGUGGGGUCCAGUUGAUGCUUCCAGCCACAGUAAAUUUGCUCCUGAACCUUCGUGUUCCUGUUCCUGGCAAAAUGAGGAAAGGAGGAGGAGGGCUCAGGAGAAGCCAUCAGAUCUUGUCCCAUAUUUGGUGUCUGCUUUUCCCGGCCCAUCAGAGAAGGACCAUGUGCCAGGGGUCACUGUCAUUCAGAGACGUGGCCGUGGGCUUCACCCGGAAGGAAUGGCAGCAGCUGGACCCCGCACAGAGGAUGCUGUACCGGGACGUGAUGCUGGAGAACUACAGCCACCUGGUCUCAGUGGGGUGUCAAGUUACCAAACCAGCUGUGAUCUCCAGGUUGGAGCAAGGGCAAGAACCAUGGAUGGAGGAGGAAGAAAUCCUCAGAUGGAGCUUUCCAGAAAUUUUGCAAGUUGACCGCCCAGUAGGUACACAACAGGAAUACCAAGACAAACUUCUGAGGCACGUUGCAUUCCUAGACAAGCAAGAACCAACCAAGAAAGGGCGCCACGAGUGUAAAACAAUUGAAAAGACAGUCUGUCAGGACACAAACCUUGCUCCUUCAAAACAGCAAGUACAUACAUGUGACUCGUGUGGAAUGAGUCUGCCGUGCAACGUGGAUGUUAGCCCCAAUGCCUACCUUGCGAGAAGGAGAUUUGAGUGUGACGGACAGGGGAACUUGUUUCUCUACUCCAAGCUUGAAACCCCCCCUUCCGGAAAGCGGCUGCGUGAGUGUGACCGCUGCAGGAAAGCCCUCCACCAGAACCAGGCCCUGAGUGCCCACCGGGGAGCUGGUGGCGCUGAGAGAGCCCACAGGUGCCUGCAGUGUGGGAAAGGCUUCUCCUGCGAAUCGGAACUCAGCACACACCUGGGGGUGCACGGCGGCAAGCAGGCCUCCGCGCACGGGGCACAGGGGCUCGGCUGCAGGGUUAGCCGGGGAGGUCACCCCAGAGAGAAACCCGGGGGAGAUGGCCGCGGCAGGAUGACGCCAUCCCAGAAGACGAGCCUGUCGGUGCCCGCUGCAGCUCUUGCCGGAGGGAAGCCCUACAAGUGCUCCGAGUGCGAGAAGAUGUUCUCCCACAAGUCCCGCCUCAUCGAGCACCACCGGUCUCACACGGGGGAGAAGCCCUACGGCUGCAAAGAGUGUGGGAAGUCUUUCUCGCGCAAGUCGUGCCUCAUCAUCCACCACCGCAUCCACACUGGGGAGAAGCCCUACGGCUGCGGUGAGUGUGGGAAAGCCUUCUUCCAGAAGUCGCACCUCAUCCUGCACCAGAGGACUCACACGGGCGAGAAGCCGUACAAGUGCAGCGAGUGUGGGAAAGCCUUCUCGCAGAACUCCUGCCUCAUCAUACACAAGCGAACUCACAUGGGCAAGAAGCCCUACGAGUGCUCUGAGUGUGGGAAGACCUUCUCCCAGAAGGCCAACCUCAUCCGCCACCACAGAAUCCACACCCGGGAGAAGCUGUAUGGGUAAAAGGAGAGCUGGGCUUCGGCCCGAGUCACGGCACAUCCGCGAAUGUCACACCUCUGGAUGUUGUGAGUGUGGACAACCCUUCAGCAGGAAGUCCAGUGCCAUGGGUGUGCAAGGGAUGCAUUCCGAGGUGAAAUUUGACCAGUCUGGAGAAUUAGGAAGAGCCUGUCUCUUAAAACCAUGACAGGAGGCUAAUGAUGCUCUAGAGUGAUCUAUUUUUAUAGGCUAUGCCUCAUUAUAAAGUCUAUCUGUCUGCAUUAACUGUGGCUAUGGAGCUUUGAAGUCUGUGAAUAAAUUAAAUCUUUAAGACAACAGAUCUAAUAAACAUCAGAGCAAUCCCAGGGAGCUUAUAGGGGUUAUGUUCCUGAGGAUGCUGCCUAGAAAGAAUCUGAUUUAUUUUUAAGCCAUGUUGGUAAUUGAACAUAAGUGUGAGCUUGUUAGGCAUGCACACUGGAAUAUACAGAACGACCUCUAUCAGGAUGUCUCACGUGAAAUUAUGCCUUUUUGUCUCUGAUGUACACUAUACCCAGAACAAUAAGAGCUUAUUAUUAAACCAGGACUCCAGACAUCAUACCAACAUCCCAUUCCAUUUUUUGUUUACUUGCUGGAUCUGAAAACCAGCGAUUUCAUGACAUCUCCUGAGGAUCUCUCCACCAACUGGCUCAUAAUUAGGUUUCAUAUUGUGUAAGGUUAGAACUCCCUUUUAUGGCAGAAUGGCGGACCACCUGAGGUGAAAGCCGUUCCACUGUAAACGACCAGAAAUGGUGACCAGUAAUAGAUAACAUUCUUUUAAAUGCAUAGUUCAGCUGGCAAGAAAACCAGUGGAGUCUCCAGGUGCCAGCGAGGUAAGCUGAACGGAGAGCCAGAGAUGCAGUUGGAGGGCCGAAGCUGUAGCUGCCCGGUGGGUUUGACUAGGUUUACCCCGAAGCUUGGGUGUUCGAGACCAAAGGAGGACACGAGGCGAGGCCUUGGGGCACACAAGGCAGAGAGUGGGUACGGAAGUAACUUACAAAUUCAGAAAUUUCAGAGGUCUGUACGUACAGGGAAAGGGGGUGGACUAGCAAAAAAUCUCACGCAGAAAGCUUGUCUGUCUCUCCUUUGGGCUCUGAUGGGGAAAAAUUCACCCCCAAUAAUUCAUGAGCCCUAGCCAGCAUCCCGUGUGAGUCAGAAUUUGGAAUUUCCCCUAUUCCUGUCCCAGUUUUAAAACUAACCAGUCCGUAUAGAAAUUUUCCCUGUCUUUGAAACAAAUGACAGAAGCAAACAAAAUACAUUUUGGAGGGAGACACCCUCAACCCACAUUUGUCAGGCUUCUGACAUACAAACCCAACAUGACUUCAUAAUCCCAAACUACACAACACGAAGGACCAAUCCACAGCGAGAGAGUCAACAGACACUUGAGCAAAAUAACAUCCAGGAUUUUAGGGUCGUGGAAACACACAAAAUUCUAUAAAAAUAACUACCUCUACAAAUGAUUAAAAGCAAAAACUUAAAACCACAUGAAAGCAAGGCACAAAGCCAGAUAACUGGUCUCUUUGGAAAGGGGAACACAGAGAAAUAUAGGCAUUGCAACGUGAACAUCAAAAUGCUGAGCGUAAAGCCCAGCGGUAGGCGAUACUCAGCUGCAGAGAAAAUGAACAGAGUAGAGCAAAGCAGAUUCCUAGGAGUCCGUCUACAGAGAAGCAUCUAGAUUAAAACGAGAAGAGCAAGCAGGAGUUCCUAAAAGGCAGACUAGAGGAAGACAAGUACAUAUUCAAAGAAAACCCUGCUCGGAUUUGACAAGACGUGAGCUCACAGAUGCAGGCAGCACAGCGUAUGCCCAGAUGGAUAAACGGUAAAUUCGCAUCUUAGAUACACACCUGUCGAGAGCUGGCUAAGCUGCUCCGCCCCCGCGUUGUCUGGCCGAGCGGUCUGUGGGGACCCGACCCUGACACUGGCCCCCCGAUUGCAGCCGUGAAGCCGCCAGCAGAUGUGGGGUCCCCACGUGGCUUCUCCCACAUCUUGCGAGUUGCAGACUCCCCUGCUCGCCAGCGCCUGACGCUCCUUAGCCAAGACCCCCAUGGCGCUUACCUAAACCUGCUUUUUUCUGGUUUGCAUUGACCAGCAUGGUCCUAGCCUACAGACCCUGAUAAAGUCACGUGCCCCAGGUCCAGUCUCUUUCUGUCUGCUUUCUGCCUUGACAUCCCGUGUGGCCCCUCCAGGCCUGCUGUGUACUCCUCCCCCCCGGGGCCCUGUGAAUAAUAAACGUCUCUGUUUCCAUUUCUCCUGUGGCCUGCUGUCGAACCCGCUGACCACCUUAACAAGUGUUAGUUUAACGUCAUAACGGCCAUAGGAACAGGCGAGCUGUGCCAUCUGGGGGCCCCAUGCUCGCUGGCCUCGGCGGGUGCUGGCUUUGCUCUGUGGCUACUGAUCAUGCAGAGUGCUGCUCCUUUCCAUCCCGAAGUGUGAGCUGGGAAAGAAGCAACCAGAGUCCUCCUGGACCUGGGAGGAUGGCCACGGGGGCUGCUUUGAGAUCCUGCGGGUCUGUCUUCCACCUGUUAACGCCCCGCGGAGGGCGAGUUCCCCCAGCAAGUGUUGGACUUCGAGCGAGCUUCCCCACUCCGAGCACCCGCCCGGCCGAGGCUCUGAGGACCUGCUGCAUGGGGUAACGGCCGGGACAGGAGUGGUGACCCUGCCGGGCCCCACGUGCCCUUACAGGCCAGAGAGACUCCUUCCCUGCGAGCUGUGCUCACAGGUGGCCCUGGGACUCCCAGUCCCGCCUGGCGCCAUAGGGGCCCUCGCGCUCAGGGGAGGCACAGCUCCCUGCAAAGGCAGAUGCGGCGGGGCCCGCGCUCCCUCCGUUGCUGUACACCUUGUCCCUUGACCCCGUGGGAUAUUGCGGGUCCCACCCUUGGCACAUGGUCGCACGGGAUCUAGUAGCCUGAUGUCAGUGGUCCAAGUGCCACCUACGAGGCCUGAGCAAGUUAGCAACCUCAUUGCUAAAGUCAAAGCCCACAGACGUGGCCCUGGGCUGGUCAGCCUGCAGAGUGCCGACGCGUCAGCCCUGGGGGCCUGGGGGUCCGCCUGUCACUGUCACAUUGCUGCAAGUCACUCCUAUCCUGGGGAGGCCAACUGGGACACCCCGGAGAGGGAAGUGGCCACGGGGGGACAUCCACUGCAGAUCUUUCCCGUAAGAGUCUGUAGGGUCAGAUGGGGGAUGGUAGAGAAUCUGACACUGGAGACUAUCGUGUGUUUGAAAGCUGCUAAGAGUCAAUCUUUGAAGUUCUCAUCACAAGGGGGGCAAUGUGGCAAAUGUGAGAUGACGUUAACUAUACUUCCUGCGAUCAUUUUACAGUAUGCGCAUCUAUAGAGUUGUGUUGUACACCUGAAAUCCAUGUCAUGUUACGUGUCACUUAUAUCUCAAUAAAUAAAUGAAAAAAG